Arthroderma uncinatum is the source of this 1017-nucleotide messenger RNA. Its product is annotated as serine/threonine protein kinase. NCBI's taxonomy places the organism in Eukaryota, Fungi, Ascomycota, Eurotiomycetes, Onygenales, Arthrodermataceae. Gene Ontology annotation, biological process: protein phosphorylation. The transcript is spliced from 4 exons. Bases 1 to 1017 code for a protein of 338 amino acids. The record is from RefSeq and is a predicted model, not a curated record. Gene Ontology annotation, cellular component: cytoplasm. Gene Ontology annotation, molecular function: protein serine/threonine kinase activity; ATP binding.
AUGUCCAAUAAAUAUUGUUUGCGAUUCCUCGACGAUGAGAGUGUCUGCCGUUCCAUUGUGGUCAUGUCUUUAUCGCUUCUUCGAUUAGGGCAGGUUCUGCACGGAAGGGUCGGAAGAUAUGUUAUUACGAAGGAAAUCCAACAGACCGUAUGGCUUGCAAAGAAUCAAAACGAGCAACCUGUGAUUGUGAAGGGAGUCCACGGCCACCCCCGGGUGGGUAACGAACGAGAUGUUCUGCAUCGCUUUCAAGGCCGAACCCCUUUCCUACGGCCUCUAGUCGAUGAGAUGGACGACCAAUCAGGUACACCGAUCAUUGCCUUGAAGUAUCUCGACGACCAGCUCCUAAACACCUCAAUCAGGAAGACGCUCAAUCGAAGGGAGCUCAAGUAUGUGUCCAGAUGUGUGCUGGAAGCAUUGAGCGUGAUCCAUGAAGACGGAUACGUGCACACAGAUGUCAAACUUGACAAUAUAUUUGUGAACUACAAAGCAGGCGAUAACCAUGAGAAUCGAUUUUCAGACGUCCAACUCGGCGACCUAGGCGGAAGUUGCCCUGGAGACUCGACGCUGGCGACAGAGGGCACUCCGGUCGGCGCGCCCAUGUGGAGCAGCCCCGAAGUCAUCAUGGAGACGCCCUGGAAUACGGCAACAGACAUUUGGUCGUUUGGAGCCGUACUAAUAAGCCUGAUCUAUGGCGGAGACUUCAACCUCUUCCGGCCCAAAACCGUGUCAUACGGCCAUGAGGAAUACGGCCUGGAGGUCUUGAAACAGCAGUUCCGCUUCUUUGGCCCGUUCCCAGUCAAGUACGAAGAAGUAGCAGGCCCGAUGACCGUAACAGCCAUCUUGUACCUUAUGCAUGAGAUCCCACAGUCGAAAACAACCCCUUUUCGCCUUAUCACCGAGCGAGAAGUGUGCAAGUCGGAUAAAGACUUUAUCGGGAGCAUCAUGAUGAUGGACUGGAGAGACAGGCCGACCGCGAAGAAGCUGCUCGACCAUCCGUGGCUUGCAAGUACUGACUGA